GGUUGUUUGUGAGCACUGGAUCCAUGCUGAUUUACAUAUUUGACGGGGAAUAUCUGACUGGGCGCCGUGGCCUCGUGCUUUCAUUGUGUGUCUGACAUCACAUGAGAAAUGAAGCGCGCAGGAGCUCAGCGUGCAGAACUCUGUGAGAGCAGCGAGAGAAGCACUGCGCGCCAACACAUGACAAAGCACCGGGGUUAAACUGCAGCGGGGUCCGUGUGCAUCAUCAUGGGGAUGGACCGGCGGCGGAGAGCCUCGCUCGCGCUCACCUUGAACUUCCUCGCGCUGAUCCUCGCCAUAUCCGCGCUGACCACCAGCUACUGGUGCGAGGGGAACCGGAAAGUUGUCAAGCCCUUUUGUACCGGACCGGUGACCGUCAAACAGACGCACUGCAUUAGAUACAACAGCUCGAACAUCAACGACAGCCGGCUGGUUCAGUAUAUCUGGGAGACCGGCGAAGAUAAGUUUGUUCUGAGGAAGUUCCACACCGGCAUCUGGUUCUCCUGCGAGCAGAAUGUCGACCUUGUCGGUGAGAAAUGCAGAAGCUUCAUAAACGUGGCUCCUCCUCAUGAGAGAGGUGUGUUGUGGCUCUGCAUCGUAGCCGAGUGUCUCUACAUCUUACUGCUGGCCACCGGAGGAAUACUCAUGUCCAUCGAAGUCUGCCAUUUUGGAAACGUCAUCGAUGGACUGAAACUGAAUGCUUUUGCUGCCAUAUUCACAGUCCUGUCAGGUCUUCUCGGGAUGGUAGCACACAUGAUGUUCACUACAGCGUUCCAGCUGACCGUCAGUCUGGGUCCAGAGGACUGGAAGCCACAGAACUGGGACUACAGCUGGUCUUACAUCUUGGCUUGGAGCUCCUUCACCGCCUGCAUGGCCUCCUCCGUCACCACCAUCAACAGAUACACUAAGACUAUUCUGGAGUUCAAACACAAGCAGAAGAACAUUGAGAAGAACCUGAAGAUCAAGCAGAAGCUGCUGGACCUGGACUCUCCAGACCAGGUGUGGGACAUGUACAUCAGCUCCGUCCCCAGCACAGCUGAGGAGUUCCUGGACCUGUCCAGUUCUGGACGCAAGCUGUCCACCAAUUCAGUCUUCCUGGACCUCAAUGACCUGCCGUCUGCACAAGGAGAGGAGUACUGCUGAAGCCAGUCGUCAUCUACGUCUCGCUCUUCUAGUGUCAUUAACAGAUGUGGAAACUUUGAUUGGAGGUGAUACGUUGAGAUUAUAUAACUGUUGCAUAAUGUUUGGUUUGAUGUUGUGCUGUUGUCUGAAGGUGGUGCUGUGAGUUUUAGUUUGUUAUUAAUGUGCUGAAGACAUUGUAUGCGUAAAAUGGAUUCUGGAACCAGACCUGCGACGAAUGAACGACUUUCCUCAAUCCCAGAGAAUAAAAUGUGACACAAGGCAUUUUUUAAAAUCUAACCAUUGAAAUUGCAUUAGAAAUAUUCCCAUUUUCUGAGAGCCACCACACUCAUCCAGUAGAAAACGUCUUUUUGUGAAAGCUGCCUGCUGCUUUAGAUUUUCCCUCUCUGCUUUAUUAUGAAGUCAUUUCCAAAUCGAUUC
This is a messenger RNA of Cyprinus carpio (common carp), 1557 nucleotides long. RefSeq names its product gsg1 like 2b. The record is from RefSeq and is a predicted model, not a curated record. Lineage: Eukaryota; Metazoa; Chordata; Actinopteri; Cypriniformes; Cyprinidae. Gene Ontology annotation, cellular component: plasma membrane.